Messenger RNA from Brassicogethes aeneus, 1617 nucleotides. Lineage: Eukaryota; Metazoa; Arthropoda; Insecta; Coleoptera; Nitidulidae. The record is from the annotation of a GenBank genome assembly.
GCGGAGUUGGCUUUUUUUAUUCUUGACAGCGGCAGCAGCAAGCGGCGAGCCUGCAUCCACAGUCUGCCUGUAUUCGUCUUCAGGAAGUCGGGCCCGGUGCUCCCAAGUCACUAAGAGUGCUCUCCGCCUUUACGGUCUUCAGUGUUUUCGUGGUCUAAAACAGACUUGAGUUUUUUUGAGAGAUAGUUUAAAGUAUUUAUUUAAAAAAAAAUUUACUCUCUUUGACUGUUGUGUUAUCCUGUUGCUCGUCUCUGCAGGUGCUACUUCGUCUGGUUGUUAUUCUCCAUGCUUGAUUUUGCGUUUUUGCAAUGUUGGCGCCAUAUUCUCUUCCCUGUUCCCGGUGAUGUGAUUGGCGGGCGUUGAUUAACAAAAGGGCCCUCGGCCCCAAUCGGGCCCAUCAUACGAAUCGCAAUGAAUGCAGCUUUAAAUCGGUCGCCGCCGCCAAAAUCUGCCGCCGCCGCCUCCACUAUCUCUAUCAAAAGAGUGUCUGCCGCAAAACUGGUCCUGCUGUUCUUCUUGUGUCUCAUGGUUUUCGUCGAUUUUGCCAAAGCUGGUACCUGUUGGUCAGCGAUGAUUCGCACCAGUAAUGGUCGUUGCAAGGAACUUUUGCGCGAGAAGAGUACCAAGGAAGAGUGCUGUCAAGCGGCCAGCUCCAGCAGAUCUUUGACUACCGCCUGGUCUGCAGAUGAACUUGAUUCUGGAACAUUGUUCUUCUGGAGGGUCUUAGGUGGAGGUGUACCGUGCUCGCCUUGCAGAGACUCUUGCAAGGACGUGGAGUGCGGGCUGGACAAGUCGUGCGUCAUACGCAAAGGAGCGCCGAAGUGCGUCUGCUCGUCGAAGUGCAAGGAGCUGAGCAACAAGGCGGUGCGGUCGGCGGGCGGCGCCUCCAAGAGCGCCGUGUGCGGCACCGAUGGCCGCAGCUACCGCAACAUCUGCAGACUGAGGAAACGCGCUUGUCGCAGACGCACCACCACGCUCACCGUCGCCUACAACGGCGUCUGCCAAAGUUCCUGUGAUAAAAUCGAGUGUCCCCAGGGCAAGCACUGCCUGCUGGAUCAGAACCUGACGCCGCAUUGCGUGAACUGCAUGAAAAAAUGUCCGAUGCACGUUCAAAAAAAGCGGCAAGUUUGCGGCUCUGACGGUCUGACAUACCCGUCGGCCUGCCAUCUCAGAGCCAAAGCUUGCAGGAAGGGCAAAGCUGUACCUAUAGCUUACAAGGGAGCUUGCAAAGCCGAAGCCAGCUGCAGCUCUGUCCACUGCCGACAGAGCCAGUCUUGUUUGGCGGACCUGAGCACGGGCCGGCCGCGGUGCGUGUCGUGCGGCGUAGAGUGCCGCCCCCGGCACAUGCACGGCCCGAUCUGCGGCACCAACAACUCCACCUAUCACACGUGGUGCCACAUGAUGCAGGACGCGUGUCAGCGCGGCUACGUCAUCGACACCAUGCACAACGGCAAGUGUCGAACCACCAAGGGCAAAAUGGGGAACACUUGAUCUUUGUUUAUAUCCCUUAUAAAAAUUUAGGAAAUCAGAAACUAUAAGCCAAAGAAUAUGGGUUGGAAGAUUCGAAUAGAAAAAACAGCGUUGCAAAAAAAUUGAAUAGCUAAAUUUUUAAAGGGA